This is a messenger RNA of Esox lucius (northern pike), 1741 nucleotides long. Its product is annotated as phenazine biosynthesis-like domain-containing protein. The transcript is spliced from 9 exons. Gene Ontology annotation, biological process: biosynthetic process. Gene Ontology annotation, cellular component: cytoplasm. The record is from RefSeq and is a predicted model, not a curated record. Gene Ontology annotation, molecular function: isomerase activity. The coding region runs from base 35 to 898 and encodes 287 amino acids. NCBI's taxonomy places the organism in Eukaryota, Metazoa, Chordata, Actinopteri, Esociformes, Esocidae.
UCCGCAGGUCUUCUACUCUUCUUACUGAGAAGAAAUGGAGAUUCCAGUAUUCACUGUGGAUGCAUUUACCAACUUGCCAUUCAAAGGAAAUCCAGCAGCAGUUUGUCUACUUUCACAGGAAUUGCAAGAUGAUGUGUACCAGAAAAUUGCUGCUGAAAUGAACUUAUCAGAGACUGCCUUCAUCAUAAAGUUAAAUUCAAAUGAAGACUUCAGCUCAGGAGAACGCUUUCGCUUGCGGUGGUUCAGCCCAACCACUGAGGUUCGUCUGUGCGGCCACGCUACCCUGGCCUCAGCCGCGGUGUUGUUUUACAAAAAAAACAACGUCAACCCAACAAUCGUUUUUAAGACGUUAAGUGGAGAGCUGGCUGUACAACGGCGGGGGGAAUCAAUAGUGAUGGAUUUCCCCCUGAACAAACCUUCUCCCGUGGGUCUCAGUGAAUUUAAAGACAUAGUCAAGGUGGCUGUAGGAGAUCAGCCAGUUCAAGACAUCUGCCUUUGUGGAACCACCAAAAAGCUAAUGGUGCGCCUUGCAGACAAGUGUGACAGGUCAGUGCUGACGUCCUUGAAGCCAGACACAGCAGCUCUGCUCCGUGUGGACAAUUCCCAGGGGAUUAAGGGUCUAAUUGUCACCAUGAUCGGUGACCCUGGCAGUCAGCCCGGCUAUGACUUCUACUCCAGGAACUUCUCUCCCUGGUACGGGAUCCCAGAGGACCCUGUGACCGGCUCCUCACAUACGGUCCUUGCAGGCUACUGGUCAGAGAAACUGGGCAAGAAAGAACUGCUGGCCUAUCAGUGCUCCAGCCGCGGCGGGGAGUUAGAGCUGAAACUACGGGAAGAUGGCCGUCUGAACAUCGCCGGCAAGGCUGUGAUCAUCCUGCAGGGAACACUCGCGGUGUAGAAAGGCUAGUCGGUACACCGACACCUAGCCGUAUACAGAACAGCAUACGGUUCAUGUAAAAUGUAAACCUGUAAUUCCGAGAAUACAUUCCAGUUGAGAUUAUUCCAUUGUAUGAAGCUAGCAUUUAGUAUACCAGAUUAAGCCUGGUCUUUAAAAAAAUAAAAAUAAACUCAAUGGAGCUUUCCCUGUCUGUGAAAACAGCCCCAUAUGUUUGGUUAGCAAGGCUACAUUUUAAAUCGUCAUACUCCCAACAUUUUGAAUUUGAUACCCAAGUUUAAAAUAACAGCAACUGUGCAGAAUGUCGUUAAUUUGUUUUUUGCCGUCUCAGACUGGUUGUCUUUACGAACAAGGUAUAGGGGCCCAGAUGUAGGACUACAGAGGACAUCAGUAUUGGUGCAAACCCAUACUGCAUGCCCUUAAAUGAUUCAGGGUUCCUUCUGUACACUACACAGGUGUCAUUCUGUAUGGUUCCCACAUACUUAACCUAAAAUACAGAAAAACCUGGGAGUAUAGAGACAAAUUUAGAAUGGUAGCUUUGCUGUGCAAACACAAUCUGGGAUUAUACUGGGAAACGAGAAACUUAAUACGUCAAAGUAUUUAUUCACAUAGAAAUUGUCAUCUUAAUUAUAAAAUUUUUUAAAAGUUCUUCAAGACCGAAUAAAAAUAGGCAUGAGUGAUUACCAAUCUAAAUCUUGAGUUCGUACAUGUGUUUUGGUGCAGACAGGAGAAUACUUCUCCACAGUCUUAAAUCAAUGUGAACAGUCACAGCAUAUAUUUGCUGGUGUCUUUGAGUUUGGAAUGCUUAUUCUGCUGUAAUAAAAAGCCUUAAGAAAAUAAAACAUA